Molecule: messenger RNA, 2391 nt
Organism: Ipomoea triloba (trilobed morning glory)
Lineage: Eukaryota; Viridiplantae; Streptophyta; Magnoliopsida; Solanales; Convolvulaceae
Product: two-component response regulator ORR22-like
Exons: 6
Coding region: 215-2185 (656 amino acids)
Biological process (GO): phosphorelay signal transduction system; cytokinin-activated signaling pathway
Molecular function (GO): DNA binding; DNA-binding transcription factor activity
Source: RefSeq, a predicted model, not a curated record
UCUCUCUCUCUCUCUCUUUCUCUUUCUCUAUUGCAAGAAAGAUGGCACUUUCAUAUUUUCUCUAAUAUUUCUUAAUUCAUUCACGGUUUUUAGCUUUCUGGGUAUCCGGAAAAGUAUUCAAAAAAGUGACCUUUUUUUUUUGUGUGUUAAAGAUUCAAGCUUUGGGUCUGGGAUUCUCUGUGCUUCUUGAUAUUUUGGAGUUGUGGUUCCAAGGAUGACUGUGGAGGAAACUAUGAGGAAUAUGGGUGUUGAUAGGGAAAAUUACCACAAUUUCCCACUGGGUAUGAGAGUUCUUGCUGUUGAUGAUGAUCCUAUUUGCUUGAAAUUAUUGGAAGGCCUGCUUAGAAAAUGCCAGUAUCAUGUAACUACAACUAGUCAGGCAAGAAUGGCACUGAAUAUGUUGAGAGAAAACAAAGACCGAUUCGACCUGGUAAUCAGUGAUGUUCAUAUGCCUGAUAUGGAUGGUUUUAAACUGCUUGAACUUGUGGGUCUCGAGAUGGACCUUCCAGUCAUCAUGCUGUCAGCUAAUAGUGAUACCAAGCUUGUAAUGAAGGGAAUAACUCAUGGUGCUUGUGACUAUUUGGUGAAACCUGUGCGAAUUGAGGAGCUGAGGAACAUCUGGCAACAUGUAAUCAGGAGAAAAAAGUCGGAAUCCAAGGGCCAAAAUCAAGACAAUGGUUAUCGUGGAAAUGGAGAAGGUGGGCAGGGGUUCCCACUGACAGGUUCCGCGGAACAGAAUGCAUUACUCAACAAGAAAAGGAAGGAUGAAGAGGACGAGACUAAUGAGAACGAAGACCCAUCCUCGCAGAAAAAGCCUCGUGUGGUUUGGUCUAUAGAACUUCACAGGAAGUUCGUUGCAGCUGUUAACCAGUUGGGCAUUGAAAAAGCUGUACCUAAAAGGAUUCUUGAACUGAUGAAUGUUGAAGGGCUUACUCGUGAAAAUGUGGCAAGCCAUCUACAGAAAUAUAGGCUUUACUUGAAAAGGAUCAGUUCAGUUGCAACCCAGCAGGCGAACAUGGUGGCUGCUUUAAGGGGUAAAGACUCGGCUUUCAUGAGAAUGGCUUCACUAGAUGGGCUUGGAGAUUUUCAAGCAUUGGGUGGACCUGGAAGAUUUAAUCAUGCUACAUUGUCUACAUAUACACCUGCUGACAUGCUUGGUAGACUAAGUAGUGCCACUGGUGUAAGUAUUCGCAACCUUAGUGCAUCCGCCUUGGUCCAGUCAAAUCACGCCCAAAAUUUGGAGAACUCCCUUGGUUCUGAUGGGAAUUUGAACCCAAACAUUUCGCUUUCAAGCCAUAAUGCUGCUACUUUGUUUCAAGGAAUUCCAUCGCCUUUAGCUGUACAGGAGCUGAAUCCUUUGGAAAAUUCUCGGGCGCUUACUGCUGCAACUGCAUUUGCAGAUUCUGGAUCUGUUAUUGGUAGCUCAAUGAAUCCUAUGAUGCUUCAAGGAAGCCCCAAGCAAGGGCUAAUCGGGGGAGGAUUUGGAAACCAACAUUCUCUCAACAUGGCUUCUUUAAGUUCUGAACUUUAUAAUACUGGUGUCAAUAGUUCCUCCAAUUUUCUUGGCCAUGGCAGAUCUAGUGAGAAUUGGCAGACUUCUAUUCAAGUUUCAGAAUUCCAGUCUGGCUCUUAUCCUUUAACCGAAACAUUCAGUCAUAUCCAGUUGCCUCAAAAUUGCGAGAGAGAACACGAGUCUUCAGCUGCCACGCAUUUACAUAGCAGCCCUGUUGGCUUCUCUUCCACAACCUCAGCUUCUACAACUUUCGAAGAUUCAAGAGAACCCCAAGUACCCAGCCAACUGUGGGGCGAUAGUAAACAGAAUCAGAACUCAAACGACAUUUUCAGAAACUUGAGCUCUCAUGUUCCACCUUCUUUAAGCCAGGGUAUGUACCAAACGAGUGGCAACUUAAAUACAAAGAUGAAUUCAUUUUUAAUGCAUCGGUCAAAUGCAGGAUCUUUGGUUCUCUUUCACCAAAAUGGGAAUGAAAUGCCAACUCCAGACCCCAGGACAAGAUCCAUCGAAGAUAACCUUUUGGAGUCUACAAAGACACAUGGGGCAUUUGUAUCUCAAGGCUUUGACGCGCUGGAUGAUCUAAUGAAUGCAGUGAUUAAGCAGGAACAAGAUGGAGGCAUAUUGGUUGGGGAAUUUGGGUUUGAUGCUUACCCAUUUGGUUCUUGUAUGUGAUGAGGAUGUUGUGGCAAUUCUUCAGGACAACAUCCAUCUGGCUGCUGCAGCUGCUGUGUAUCUUUAAUUUGCUUUAUCAAAUUAGUUAGACUAGAAUCUGUAAUGAUGUUUAGCUUUCUCCUCUUUAACUUUGUGCUAGUAUCUCAGUUUAUGUACUACUUGUCUGCUUUGCUGAUUUGUUAAUGCAAGCUUUUUUUUUUUUUUUU